Molecule: messenger RNA, 2231 nt
Organism: Cyprinodon variegatus (sheepshead minnow)
Lineage: Eukaryota; Metazoa; Chordata; Actinopteri; Cyprinodontiformes; Cyprinodontidae
Product: gastrula zinc finger protein XlCGF57.1-like
Exons: 1
Biological process (GO): regulation of transcription by RNA polymerase II
Molecular function (GO): DNA-binding transcription factor activity; RNA polymerase II cis-regulatory region sequence-specific DNA binding
Source: RefSeq, a predicted model, not a curated record
UAAAGUGCCUACAAUAGAAAGUCUUUCUCUUGUGUUUGUUUUUCCAGAAGACCAUCAGGAAUAUGUUGGAAAAGAGGAGGUUUUCUUGGAGCAGCGGUUCUCUGAACAGGAGAGGAAUUCCAGGUUGGAACAAGAGGAACCAGAACCUCUGCAGAUAAAAGAAGAGCAGCUAAAGCAAGAAGAUCCCUGGACAAAAGAGGAGACCAUGGAGAUCCCCAUAAGUGAGCAGGAGGAGCAGCUGGUUCUAAAGAAAGAGGAUGGAGAAAUAGAAGAGAAACCUUUCCCAUGUUUGACAUGUGGAGAAAGUUUUCUAAAAAAACUACAUUUAAAGGUUCACAUGAGAACUCACACAGGUCAGAAGAUUUAUGAAUGUCAGUACUGUGGAAAAAGCUUCAUUGAUAAAAGUGGUUUUGAUAGACAUAUGAGAUGUCAUACGGGUGAGAAGCCAUUCUCCUGUACGAUUUGUGGAGAAAGGUUUACUCGAAACGCUCAUGUGACUACACACAUGAUAACUCACACAGGUGAGAAGCCUUUCAAAUGUCUGUACUGUGGGAAAGGCUUCAUUCAGAAAUUUGACUUUAAAAGACAUUGCAGACUUCACACAGGUGAUAAGCCUUUCGAAUGUCCGUCCUGUGGAAAACGCUUCGUUGAUAAAAAGGGUUUUAAUAAACACCUCAGCAUACACACAGGUGAGAAGCCUUUCAAAUGUCAGUCCUGCGGAAAAAGCUUCAUUGAUAAAAGUGCUUAUAAUAGACAUAUGAGAAUCCACAAUGGUGUGAGGCCAUUUUCCUGUACGAUUUGUGGACAAAGUUUUCGUCGAAAUUGUCAUGUGAUUAGACACAUGAGAACUCACACAGGCGAGAAGCCUUUCAAAUGUCUGUCCUGUGGGCAAAGCUUCAAAGAUAAAUGCACUCUUGAUAGACACACCCGACGCCACACGGGUGAGAAGCCUUUCAGUUGUCUGUCCUGUGGAAAAAGCUUCACUAGUAACAGCGAACUUACUAGACAUACCAGAAUUCACACAGGUGAAAAGCCUUUCCAGUGCGUGUCCUGUGGAAAACGCUUUAUUAAUAAACGCGAUAUGAUCAGACAUAUGAGAACUCACACAGGUGAGAAGCCGUUCUCCUGUAUGAUUUGUGGAAAAGCUUUUAAUCAAACAGGUUCUUUGUAUAAACAUAUUAAUAUUCACACAGUUGAGAGGCCAUUCUCCUGCACAAUUUGUGGAAAAGGUUUUACUGAAACAAGUCAUUUGUCUAGACACAUGAGAAAUCACACUGGUGACGAGCAAUUCUCCUGUAUGAUUUGUGGCGAAAGUUUCAGUAAAAAAAGUCUUAUGAAUAGACACAUGAGAAUUCACACAGGUGACAAGCCUUUCAAAUGUCUGUCCUGUGGAAAAAGCUUCACGUAUAAAAGCAGUCUUAAUACACACACAAGAGUUCACACAGGUGAGAAGCCUUUUGAAUGUCGGUCCUGUGAAAAAAGCUUUAGUGAUAAACGCGAUUUGAUUAGACAUAUAAGAACUCACACAGGCGAGAGGCCGUUCUCCUGUACGAUUUGUGGAAAAGGUUUUAGUGUAACAAGUAAUUUGACUAAACAUAUGAGAACUCACACAGGCGAGAAGCCCUUCUCCUGUGCGAUUUGCAGCAAAGGUUUUAAUCAAAAAAUUCAUUUGACUAGACACAUGGGAACUCACACGGGUUAGAAAGAUUUUCCAUACAUGGUGUGGAACGAUUUAUGUUCAAAUGAAAAAAAUUCGCACAAGAAGUCACAGAAGUUAGACGCCACAGGAAUGAAUAGAAGAGACCUUUUCCAUGUUUUACUCAUGAUAAAAUGUCCGUCUAGAACCUUCAUUACACAUGGAACUCAAAGGUUAAAGGUUACCUUCCCGCUAAGUUUAGAGAAAACCUUUUAUUAACAGUAGCAAUGUACUGUUUACAUGGAAAGUAGAACAGAUAAGGUGUAACAUUGUAAAGCUGUUAAAUAUUUAAACUAUGGAACACAAGUUUGGAGUAUAUGUUUCAGUGUUAAGCUGAAAUCCUUAAGACACUGAAAAUAGUUUGUUUGAUGGGCUAACCAUUAAAGUUGUUGCUGUUAUAUGGUUUAUAUUAUUGCUGAUCAGUUAGAACUUCCUUAAACUUGGUAAAAACCAUUUUGGCUUAAUAAUGUAUAACAUAAGACUUUCUAGAAGACUUAUGUUAUACAGAAGUAGAGCACAUCACCCCGGUUCUAAA